Colletotrichum chrysophilum is the source of this 927-nucleotide messenger RNA. RefSeq lists its product as uncharacterized. The coding region runs from base 1 to 927 and encodes 308 amino acids. The transcript has 2 exons. NCBI's taxonomy places the organism in Eukaryota, Fungi, Ascomycota, Sordariomycetes, Glomerellales, Glomerellaceae. The record is from RefSeq and is a predicted model, not a curated record.
AUGGCGACGAACAAACCCGCUGCCCGUCCGCCUCUGCCUCCCUUUUUAUCGUUCUCCAGCAUCAUAACUCAGACAUGGCCACCGAAACCAAGUUUUACUGAAAAAGACAUUCCGGAUCUGUCAGGCAAGGUCUACAUUGUCACGGGCUCUAAUACUGGAGUAGGCAAGGAGGUCGCCCAGAUCCUUUACUCUAAGAAUGCCAAAGUCUACGUUGCUGCUCGAUCUGAGGUCAAAGCAACACAAGCCAUAGAAGAUAUCAAGAAGAAAUGGCCUGAGAGCAAAGGUGAUCUGGUGUUCUUGUAUUUUGACCUCGCCGACCUUUCCACCAUCAAGCCUGCCGUUCAGAAGUUUACCUCCCAAGAGAGCAAGCUUCACGUGCUUUUCAACAAUGCCGCAGUUCAAGCACUCAAGAACAGCGACGGCUCGAUCAAGACUGCACAAGGCCAUGAGCUUCAUCUCGGCGUCAACGUCCUUGGGGUGUUCCUUUUCACCAAGCUCUUGACGCCCAUUUUAGCCUCCACGGCGAAGAUCGAGCCGCCGAACUCAGUCCGCGUAGUCUGGGUUUCUUCGAUGGGAACGGAAGUCGUCGGCGAGAAGUCCCAUGGAAUUUCCCUGGACUACCUCAAUUACUGGCCGUCCCUAAUGGCUUUGGAAAGGUAUGGAAUCAGCAAAGCUGGCAACUGGCUGCAUGGAGUGGAGUUUGCAAGACGCCAUCAGGAGGAUGGCAUCGUUAGCGUGCCUUGUAAUCCUGGGCAUCUCAACUCUGACCUUUACCGGGACGGAGGUUUCCUGUUCAAAAGCUUGAUCAAGACUUUGGUUCUUCAGCCCCCUAUCUUUGGUGCUUACACAGAGUUGUUUUCCGGGCUGUCGCCUAGCAUCACGAUGAAGGAAAGUGGAAAAUGGGGUAAGUUCCAUGAGAAGAUGUGA